Molecule: messenger RNA, 399 nt
Organism: Dibothriocephalus latus
Lineage: Eukaryota; Metazoa; Platyhelminthes; Cestoda; Diphyllobothriidea; Diphyllobothriidae
Source: the annotation of a GenBank genome assembly
CCCGAGUCCUCGAGAGCCGAGAUCUUGGCUGCCAGACUGCUGGCAGCAGAUCCGGCAAGGGGUUCCGAUGCGAGCGAUGAACGCGUUCGUGUGGCAAGAUUCCGCAAAGUCGGGUACGGAGACGUCACAGGUCGGCUGACGCUGGGAUCUCCCGACUGUGAAGGAUCGGAAUUUUCGGGAGUGCGUCGAAGUGGGGGCUCCGGCCGUGAUUUCGUGGGCGCAAGCGAGGACUGGGCGGGAGCGACCGAUUUCUGCUCCGUCGAGUGUGCUGAGUCACUGGGUGAAGCAGAAUGGCUGGUCGGGGCAUCGGGCGACGACGGACAUCCAUUCAGACGCGUGCUAACGGAUCUAAAAGUGCACAAUAACGGAUGGAAAAUCAGUAGACGCCAACGUGACUAG